UGCAUCAAGGAACAAGCAGUCUGCUUCUGCCUCGAAGUUGUUGAUAUUUUCGUUCUUCAUAUCAUUUGAGGUUUUAAAAAAAAUUUCAGUGCUGAAUAAAGCAACGGAUAUUGGUCUAUGAAUUAGUUUUUGUAUGGUUCGUUUGCUGGAUAACAACGAAAAAUUCUUAAGUCUUAAGUUAAUUGACAACUAACCGACCUAACAAUGCAAGAGCUCAGACCAGAGCUCACUACUGUGAGAGAUUUAAAACCUUCAAUGAAAAAUCUAAAUAUGAUUUUUAUUGUUCUUGAAAUUGGAAGACCAAAUGUGACAAAAGACGGACAUGAAGUGAGAUCUUGUAAAGUGGCAGACAAAACUGGUUCUAUAAAUCUUUCUGUUUGGGAUGAACCUGGCCUUUUAUUACAACCUGGAGACAUUUUAAGAAUAUCUAAAGCUUACGUGUCUGUCUGGAAGAACUCACUGACACUUUAUAUGGGAAAAGGUGGAGAUAUUCAGAAAAUUGGUGAAUUUUGUAUGGUAUUUUCUGAAAUUCCAUUCAUGAGUGAACCAAACCCAGAUAUGGCUACACAGUUGGUUGGAGGGACAAGUGGUCCUGGAAAUCAACCUGCCAACCCUCAAGCUGUGAAUGCAACAAUUCCUGGAGUCGGACCUCGUCCACCAGGUAAUGGAAGACAACAAAAUUUAAACGGUGGAGCAUGGCCAUCACCUGCUCCGGCUUCAGGGACGAUGGGCGGUAAUGGAACGAUUCCAGCUCCUUUUCCAAGAGGACCCGUUCCGCCUUCCAAAGGUGGAGGCAAAAGGGAUCCAAGAAAAAGAUAAUGUAUAUUCAGGCCGAUUCUCACACAAUACUAUAAUAAAAUUUUGUUUUUGGAGUAA
Molecule: messenger RNA, 876 nt
Organism: Daphnia pulex (common water flea)
Lineage: Eukaryota; Metazoa; Arthropoda; Branchiopoda; Diplostraca; Daphniidae
Product: SOSS complex subunit B2-like
Exons: 3
Coding region: 205-819 (204 amino acids)
Biological process (GO): double-strand break repair via homologous recombination; mitotic cell cycle checkpoint signaling; response to ionizing radiation
Cellular component (GO): SOSS complex
Molecular function (GO): DNA binding
Source: RefSeq, a predicted model, not a curated record